Messenger RNA from Umbelopsis ramanniana AG, 1172 nucleotides. RefSeq lists its product as uncharacterized. NCBI's taxonomy places the organism in Eukaryota, Fungi, Mucoromycota, Umbelopsidomycetes, Umbelopsidales, Umbelopsidaceae. The coding region runs from base 372 to 1037 and encodes 221 amino acids. The transcript has a single exon. The record is from RefSeq and is a predicted model, not a curated record.
GUUCCGUAUUUCGUUUAUCGGUUGGUGAAAAGCUAAAUAUAUUUGUACAUUAGGCAAGGAUUUGACUUGGUAUGCUAAGGAUAAAAAUUCAGAAGAGGCAAAGAAAAGGGCGGCGGCGGAGGAACUGCGGCGAAUAAAGGAAGCAGAAGCUGAUGCACUAGCUGUUGCUUUGGGUGGCAAGAAAAAGAACACCGGGAGUGGAAAUGUCACUCAACAAGACCUCAAGAAUGCUUUGAAAAUGAACGACGAAGAUCAAGAUCCUACUAUGGAAGACAAGGGCCUUGGAUACGGACAGUAAGUGAUAACAAGUAAUAUUUAACAGCCUACAUCAGAUAAUUAAGACAAACUCUAUCAGUAAUGCAAAUAAUCGUAUGGCGCAAUCAUCAGGUGCUUCUAGGGAAGUCUUGCCUGGCUCGUCAUCGAACGCCAUACCUAUUAAUUAUACCGCUAGACCACAGCUUGACCAACGCCAAGAUGGUUCUGACGAGGAAGAUAGUAAAAGCAGACGAAAAGAAAAGAAGAGCAAAGAUAAGAAGAAGCGAAAGAAGCACUCACAUAAGCACAAGCACAGCCGUAAACAUUCUCGUGAUCUGUAUAGUGAUGAAAGCGAAGAUGAUCGACACUAUAAAAACCGUGUUCGAGACGAACGCGGCCGCCCAGCCCGACGAGAUGAUACAAUUGUGGAUAAGUCAAGCAAAAUCUCAUCAACGAAUAGAAAACAUGAAUCUCGUAGCAGAAGUCCACGUAGGCGUAGUAGGAGUCCGCGCAGGUACAGCAGAAGCCCUCGCAGAAGUUCUCACACACACGGCAAACGCCAUCGCAGUAUAAGCCCAGCCGACAAGCAGAGAAAGAGCAGCCCAAGCCCAUCUCGUAGAGAUAUCAGCUCACCAUCAUCUAGACGGCAAAGGGAAUCAAGCUUGAGUCCCGAUCGAUCAUCGCGGCAAAGGCGGCGUAGUAGAGAUACCUAUCGUCGCCGCCGGUCAUCAUAUAGCAGAUCUCCUUCGCGGGGGCGAACUAUGACAAGACGCGAUGCAUGAAUAUAGCGCUUUAAAUGUGAUAUAGUACUACCCUCUCCCAGAAAUUCGCACACCCAACUACAUCUAAUCAUCAUGUUGGAUAUACAUCUUUAGCCCUUGUAAAUUUGUUACAAAGUGAUAGACACAAUCAUCAUC